UGAGUACGAGAGAGUCAAAGAGACGCUACAUUUGUGCCCAUUUGGAUGUGCAGUUAAUUCCACCAGCAUAGGACAGCGCUUGUGUGCAAAGCGGUUGUUACUGUUUAACGUUUUUUUUUUAUCCAGCUCGGAUUAUAGUUCAGCCAAGUGAAGAUACUGAUUUGGAAAAUAUAGACAUUAAUUUUCAACUGCGUCUUUUGUAAGGAAAAAAAUAAAUACAAUUGUACCAAUUUGGAGAGUUUAGUGGGACCGGCGAAUCUGUCAGGAUGUCAGACCUGUCUGUGAAUGAUCAUUUGGAGGGGAUACUGUCAGACUUUGAGGCAUUGAAAAGAUCCUUCGACAUUGAUGAUGUGGAUGAUAUCCCUACAUUUUCUCCCACCUCUCCCCUCAACUCUCCCUUCAGCCCCUCACCCAGCAGCCUUAUCCUGACCAAGACCAAUGAGGGCAGAGGACCUACCGCCCAUGUCCAGCCCACCUACCAAUCAAGGAUUAGCAUCAGCUCUAGCCUGGCCCCCAGCCCAGUCAUGAAGAACAAAGUGGUAUCCAGCCUUUCCUUCAACCGAGGUUCCAUGGCCAAAACUAAUGGCAAUACUGGCUCCAGCAUCACUCGGGUCUCCUCCUUCCAGACCAAGUUCAACCCCAAUGGCUUCUCCUCGUCCUGUGGGCCGGGGAGCGACAAUGACAGCCUCUAUAGCUCCACUUCCAGCCUGGAGUACCAGGCGUCCUCCAAACUCGGCUCCUACGCCAGCCCUCCCCAAAGCCCAAUGGGGAUGAGCGACUUCAAAGCCCAGCGCAUCUGCAGCCCAGCACUGAAUAAGUUCUCCUCCCAUGGCAACAUGUUCCAUUCUGAAGUAGAGCCACCUCUCGUCUUGCCCGCAGAGCCCAUGGGGGUGAACCACGGUUCUAUGCCUUCUCUGGAUCUCCACAUCACCGAAAGUCGUGGGGCUGGAAAUGCCAGAUCACCGAGCAUGGGGUACCGCAGCACUGGUCCCACUUGGAAUGCUGCCUCUCUCAGGCAGAACUCCAGGCCUCUUGGAAGAGAGCCCUGUUUCACUUCUGGUACCCAGUCUCCCAAACCAAAGGAACCCACAAAAUUGAACAAGUUUCCUCUGGAUCUUGAUAACUUGGUGGCCAGACCUCAAGAAGCUCCAAAGGAGGCUUUCCCCAGGCCAGCCCCUAGAUCCCACCCCAAGUUGAGCAGCCCCACCAGCUCAACCAGCCCUGCAGUCUCCAUCAGCAGCUUGGACACCUUGGCAACCGGGAACCACAGCAAAACAGCCAAAGCUGGCUCCAUGCAACCUCUGGGGUGCUUCCAAGUCCCCAGUGUCAGCGAGUCUCCUGUCCCCCUUUCACCGCCCCAGACACCCCAGUUCCGUCUGGUCUCACAGCCCCAAGUUGUGCAGCUCUCUCCUGUAGCUCAGACCCCAGCUGCCCAAGUCAAGGUUACCCAGAAGCCCCAGAUCAACAAGGAGCUUGCCCAGGGCCCCCCUCCGCAGAAGGAGAAUGUAGGCUCCAUACUUCAGAGAAUCGCCUCGUUUUCUCGAGCUGACAACACAGGACCCAGGCCAAGGGAGAACAAAUACCAUGGAAACAAGCAGGAGAGGGAGGAGCCGCCAGGUCAGAGGGAGGCUGAGCAGAGAGUGAAGACGCUGGAAGCGGAAAAGUCCAUGGCAGAGCCGCAAUCAAAACCGGAUCCUGACCCCAAGACCGAGGCGACUGUGACAGGCCUGGAUCUCUUCGGCUAUGUGGGUAUAGAGUCUGUGCUUGACCAGAUGAGACGCAAGGCCGUGAAGACCGGGUUCGAGUUCAACAUCAUGGUUGUAGGUCAGAGUGGCUUGGGCAAGUCGACCCUGGUGAACACGCUUUUCAAAUCCAAAGUGAGCCGGAAAUCCUGCAGUCCCUCCUUUGAGGAGGGCAUCUCCAAGACAGUGAACCUACAGUCCGUCAGUCAUGUUAUUGAAGAGAAAGGAGUAAAAAUGAAGCUGACCGUGAUCGACACUCCAGGGUUCGGAGACCAGAUAAACAAUCUGAACUGUUGGGAGCCAAUUAUGAAAUACAUCAACGAGCAGUAUGAGAAAUAUCUGAAGGAGGAGAUCAACAUUAACAGGAAACGCAAAAUCCCAGACACCAGAGUCCACUGCUGCAUCUACUUUGUGCCCCCUACUGGCCAUUGUUUACGCCCCCUGGACCUGGAGUUCAUGAAGCGAUUGGGUAAAGUAGUGAGCGUCGUCCCAGUGAUCGCCAAAUCUGACACCCUCACCCUGGAUGAGAGACAGCGGUUCAAAGAGCGGAUUCGACAGGACCUGUGGACCAAUGGCAUCAAAGUGUACCCACAGAAGGAGUACGAUGAGGAUACAGAAGAUAGAAUAUUGAACGACAAAAUCCGGGAAAAGAUCCCCUUUGCAGUGGUGGGCACAGACAAAGAGCACCAAGUGAAUGGAAAAAACGUCCUGGGUAGAAAAACCAAGUGGGGAGUCAUUGAAGUUGAAAAUGUUGCACACUGCGAGUUUGCCAACCUGAGAGAUCUGCUCAUCAGGUCCCACCUGCAGGAUUUGAAAGAUGUCACACACAACAUCCAUUAUGAGACCUACCGGGUUCGGAGAUUAAACGAAAGCAACUUGAAUGGCAUUGGACUUUCAACACCUCUGGCCUCAGUGAAUGGCACAGCGGUGAGAAAGGAGUCAGAGAGCAACCUUUAAGAGGAGGGAAACCAAAACAAAGUCUUCAGAUAACGGUUUUGGCUGUCCUACCCCCAUUCUUCCUUCCCCCCUCCUCCUCCAGUGUACAGCAUUGUACGCCAAUAAAAAAAAGAGAGCUCUAGGGUUACCAAGAAAUUAUACUGGAACCAGGCAGGUUUUUUUUUUCCGGUUUGGGGUGAUGAAGUGGCAUGCUGCCAUGGCUACUCUGGGGUGGGGCUUGACAACAGAAAGUGGGCCAAAUCUAUGUUGGAGGGUGGGUGGGGAAUUGUACUCCGUUAGAGCUUUGGGCUGCCUUAAGUCUUAUAUUUGAGCCCAUCUGUACUGUGCAAAUGCCAAGCGUUCAGUCAGUUAAUCAAAUCCACAGGCUUUGAACAGCGCUCAGCAAGGACUUUGAGAAUGAAAGAGAAACAUGCAUUGAUCAAGUGUGCUCAUAACCCACCUUAAACGCUUUGAAUUUUUGCUCUUGAUUUGAUCAUUUUUUGCCUCAGUGAGAUAUUACUAUUGCCAAGCAGCAUGCUGAGUGAGGUUACAAUUGUAAAAAAAAAAGAAACUGUUGGCCAUAAAGCUAAAUGUAAAAUUCCCCAAUUGCUGUAAAAAAAAAAGACUAACAAUACUGACUUAACAAGCCCUGCUUAGAAAAUCACCCACUAUGAUUCUCCUCAUAUAUCUUGCUUGUUUGGCAGUCGUGACAUCCAUUAAAAUAUUCAAGUUCUAUUUGUCCUUGGAGAAGGGGGCUUAUCAAAAGGGGUUUACAGACCUGUAUGAAAAUAUGAAAAUGUAUAUUUGCUUUCAUUACACUCAGGCUGCAGUAACUUUAUAAUGGAUAGCUCUUGAACAGCAGUGCCAUCUAGUGCCCCUCGCUGGAACUGAGUCUUGCUAUUCCGUUGUAUUCCGUAAUCGGAAUACAACGGAAUAGCUGUGGAGAUUAGUGGAGCCCGCGGUAUUAAUCCCUCAACUAUUGUACAUAUUAAUUUCUGUAAUGGUUCUGAAUGUUUUGUACUGUAUUAACAGUAAUUUUAAUUUUUUGCUAUGUUUCAUUUUAAUAUGACGGUUCAUUUGUGAUUAAACACACCGUACUCUGUAUAUACUCUUAGCUCUGCUGCUUGCUCUCUGCACAGCUAUGCAACCCACCAGUUGCCUUUUAAAAAGCAGGUUACCUGAACAGUGCUUGCUCCACACAUACAAGUAAGCUUUAGGAUAAUACUGGUGAAGUCUCAGUGUUUUAAAGCCAGUACUUAAGAAUGGAAGUAUUACAGUGAACUGCAACAGUAAUAAUACAGAUCCUGAUAUUAAAUGUACAGUGAAGCUAAUGCAGCAUAUAUAUAUAUAUAUAUAUAUAUAUAUAUAUAUAUAUAUAUAUAUAUAUAUAUAUAUAUAUAUAUAUAAUUUCUUUCUUUUUAAAGAUUCCCUUUGCAUUUUAGGUUUUGCAAUGACCCAAGCCUUGCCUAUCCUUUCUUGAGCUACUAAUACUAAAAGCCGGAGUGGUUCAAAUUGCCAUGUAGUUUUGUAAUGCACCCUUGUUUUUGUGAAAGAUGCCUUCAAUAGUCUCUGCAUUCAGGGAUCCAACCGCUAGCACUGUGAGAAUGCAUAGGAUUUUCUAAAGCAGUAUUAUCACACCAGAGCAGUGCCACUCUGUAAGUCCACUCUACCACCAGGACUGUAUCACAUCCCGGUUACAAACAGAAACCCCAUUUGUGCUGCAAUACCAAACAGUAAUACUAGUGAAAAUGUUACUAAAACUAUUGAAAUAACUUGUUUUAACUAAAAUGAUUACAGGUACUUUUCAUGGAUAGAACUAUUUUUUAGGCAUUUUCUAUGUUAUCCACAAUUUGAGAGAGACCAAACUUCUUAAAGCUUUUAGUGGACUAUGUUGAAGAAACUAUAGUUACCGGUACUGGUCUCCACAAAGUGAAAUAUUUCAAUUUUCUUGCAUCAUCUUGUGGCAAAAUGAUUAAAAGCAAACGAGAAAUCAUGGAUUAACAGGAGAGAAUAAUAAAGCACACCUAAGGAAAGAAAACAAAUUAUUAUUAAAUCAGUCAGUAAAUUCAGAAUGCUUUUGGUUAAUAAGGGUCGUGGGGUUGCCAGUUGUAGUGUCGCUGUUAUACUCGGUAAUAUCACAGCUUCUUGUUUGGAUCUCCCUUAGUAGAAUGGACUGCAAAGUUUUAAUGUAAAUGUUUAUGGAUUUUAUUAAAAGUCACAGAAAAGCGCUA
Messenger RNA from Acipenser ruthenus (sterlet), 4909 nucleotides. RefSeq names its product neuronal-specific septin-3 (gene septin12). Gene Ontology annotation, biological process: cytoskeleton-dependent cytokinesis. Gene Ontology annotation, cellular component: microtubule cytoskeleton; septin ring; septin complex. The coding region runs from base 267 to 2699 and encodes 810 amino acids. NCBI's taxonomy places the organism in Eukaryota, Metazoa, Chordata, Actinopteri, Acipenseriformes, Acipenseridae. The record is from RefSeq and is a predicted model, not a curated record. The transcript has 11 exons. Gene Ontology annotation, molecular function: GTPase activity; molecular adaptor activity; GTP binding.